Molecule: messenger RNA, 4286 nt
Organism: Mytilus trossulus (common blue mussel)
Lineage: Eukaryota; Metazoa; Mollusca; Bivalvia; Mytilida; Mytilidae
Product: zinc finger protein 91-like
Exons: 3
Coding region: 70-2412 (780 amino acids)
Biological process (GO): regulation of transcription by RNA polymerase II
Cellular component (GO): nucleus
Molecular function (GO): RNA polymerase II transcription regulatory region sequence-specific DNA binding; DNA-binding transcription factor activity, RNA polymerase II-specific
Source: RefSeq, a predicted model, not a curated record
AUAGUUACUUUUUCUCAACACUUCACCAAAUCACCAUGUAAAUACAGACGAAAAUUACUGCAAGAAAACAUGAAAAGAGGGAGAGGUUUUGUCAAUUCAAUUGAGUUAAAUUUUCCUUUUUCUAUUCUUAAAGAGAUUGCCUCAAAGAAUGAACACGAAGAUGUUACCCAUCUGUACUGGAAAGGCCAGUGUUUUGAGAGUGAUACCUCAUGCAUAUUUAGUACCCAGAUUUGUGAAAACAGAUUUAAAGUCCUGAUAAGGAACACAAAUAUAGCAUUAAAAGGAUGUCAGUUGUCCUGCACUAUUGCAGACAUUGAAUCAACUCAAUGCUUGGAUUGGGAUGGCGCUGAAAAGACGAUUGAAGAAAAAGAACAACCUAUUCAAACUGCUGAUGGUGAAAUUAUUAAUCAGCUAGGUGCUGCUAAAAGAAAAAGAGGUCGACCAAAAGGAACAACAAAAAAAUUACCGUUGGGUAAAUCAUUUGAAAACGACAAAACAACUUUGAACGCUGAAGUCUCUCAUAAUUCUGGGAUUGACAAUGAACCAAAAAAAUAUGGAUUGAGAGGAGUAAAAUUAUCACAGGCUGUAAUGAGGGCAGAAAUGGGAUCAGCUUAUAGAGAAAAGGAAUCUUUAAACACUAACAAAUGUAGUGAUAUCCAAGAAGAAUCUAAAAAUCUGGUACAAUCAGGUCAGGCAGCGGAAAAUGUUGAUGUCAGCACAAAUAAUGAAGAAAUUCACAGAGAAAAAACUGAUGUAGGUGACGAUGAAAAUGUUGUUGAUGAUGAUAAGGAUGCUGAUUACAUAGUGAAUGAUUAUGUUGGAUAUAUAUCUGAAGAUGAGGAAUUUGAACCUGUAAAUAUAAAAAGGAAAUUUGGUUCUCUAGUUAAUAAGAAUAGACAGAGAAAAAGAGUUAAAAUUGACAUUGGUGAUGUAAAUAUUCCAAAAUAUAAACCAAAAACUAGAUUUUUAAAAAACAAAGGAUGCAAAUAUUGUAAAAAACUUUUCUAUCAUUAUAUUGGGGUUGAAGAACAUGUCAGAAAGUACCAUAUGAAAGAGCUUGAUGUUCAAAUCUACUUGGAAGAAUUAAAAGAUUUACGAAUUGAAAAGUGUGAACUAUGCAACAAAACCUUUAAUAACAGAUAUCACUUAAUCGAACAUGAAAAGAGAACACAUUUAGAAAAUGCAUCAGUCAAAUGUUUUAAGUGUAACAAAAUCUACAAAAAUGUGCAAAGUUUGAAAAAUCACAUUAAAGCUGUUCAUAGUGUAAUAGGUCAGCCAUUUGCUUGUCAUCUUUGUGCAGCUAAAUUUAAGUGGUCAACAACACUAAAACAACACAUUGAGGAGAUCCAUGAAGGGAAAAUGAAGGCAGUUUGUAAACAUUGUGGAAAGAAAUUCCCUCGUCAAAAUCUGUUAAAUCGUCACAUGCGUAUACAUGGAGUUGACCAAUCAAAAAGAUUAUGUUGCAAGCAUUGCGGAAGAGGUUUCUGGUAUGAACACAACUUACAGAGACACAUUAAAAUUAUACAUGGCCCUCAUGAAGAAAACUUCCACUGUUCAUACUGUGGUAAAGGUUUUAAUAUGAAGUCUGCCAUGGUGACACAUGUACAACAAGUCCACUUUAAUAUCUUUCCUUAUCGGUGUAUUGAUUGUAAUGUUGGUUUUAAACGGUCAAAAUUAUAUCGCCUGCAUAUGAUGAAAGAACAUGCAGUAGUAGACUGUGAUUCUUUAAAGACGAAUGUAAGACAUUUCAAGUAUGGAAAAACAGAAGAGGAUUUGUUUUAUUGUUCACACUGUAGUUUAAGUUUUUGUUAUAAGACUAAAAUGGUUGAACAUAUGCAUUCUGCUCAUGGAGAAGAUUUUCCAUACAUGUGUACCCACUGUAAUCAAGGAUUUUUAGAGAAAUCUUUUCUUAGUCACCAUUUGCUAAUGGCACAUAAUGAGAUAUUGCCUGCCGGUGAAACUCUGGAGGAGGAAAAAAAUAGGUUUCAGAUGGUAACCAUUGAUAUCAAUGGACAAAAGAAAGACUUGGAAGUAGAAUCGUUUAAUUUACCUCAACCUGUUGUAAUUGAGAAGACUGAAGAAGUUGGCAAUAUUGUUAAUGUUGAAAUAAAAGAAAAUCAAAUUCUGUCUGAAGAAAAUGGAGCACAGUCGUUAUUCUUUGAAGUAUCUAAAGGAGCUGAUACAAUACAUUAUGUCAUUGAACAAUCGGCUAAUGGUGAUCCCACAAUUCUACCUCAGGAACUAGCAAACUUACUUCUGGCUGCUGAACAAUCUCUACAAGGUGCUAACGAAGACAGUACUGAUGAAACACAGUUAUUGUCACAUGACCAUGAGAUUACUGAUAAUACUCAAAUUAUAACUGUACCUUCAUUGAAAAUUGACGAAGCUGAUUGUGUCGAGGAAAGUGUAUGAAGAGCUGAAAAUUGUUUUGAUUGAUGAACGUAUUUUAAGAUCAGUAUUAUAUACUUUACCAUUCCAUUUCUGUGUUAUUCUCCUGCUUUUUACCAUUCUGUUAUACAAACAGUUACUGUGUAACAUGAACUUGUCAUUCUGACAUUUAUUGCAAUCAAGCAUGUACAAAUUUAUUCGUAAAAUGUUGUUGUUUCAUGAUAUCCUUGAUGUAGAAAAAAGUAACAUUUUAAGAUAAUGCAGCGCCUAAGCUUGCUAAUUAUAUACAUUUCUAUUACCAGAAUUAAAUGUUCUAAUUUCAUAUAUAAACUAUCAUUGUUUUUAGACUACUCCUCUACCAAGUCUACAGUACAGUAUAUUUUAAGUGAUGCAAAGAGAAAAGUUGUCUUUCCCUUUUGUCAAUUUUCUUUUUUGAAGGUGAUUUAAUCAUGGUCUAUGUACCAUAGUGUAUUUAUACCAUUCUUGUUCACUAUGUCCUUGUCUGUAGUUUUAGAUUUCAAAAAAGUAUAAUUCCAAUAUAAUUGUCAUGACUGAAAACUUGUUAAGUCAGGGGUUUCCUAACAACUAAUUUGUUUAAAACUACUAAAUUCUUUCAUUGAUACAAAGAUUUGAUUUGGAAAUUUGGCUUGACCUGUAGAAAUCUUAUUACAACAGCAUUUUUAAGAUGGUACAUAACACUACAGGGGGGGGGAUAACUCUGCAAACAUCAGCUUAAUGUUUUAAUUACAUUGUAUUGUUAAAAGGUAAUAUAAGGCUUCUCAAUGAUCAAAAUUAGUGUUAGUCAAACUGCCAUAUGUCCAUUGAAUUUUUUUUUUAAGUGUGUGGUUCAAGUUGAAAUUUUUAUAGUUUUGUCAAAUAAAAGUAAAUAUUACGUCAAAAUUUUAUGAAAAUUAAAUGAGCCAAAUAAAUUUUAGUCAAGGUGUUUAGUACCACCUUAAAUUUUAUUAUGAUAUUGAAGCUUGCAAAUAAAGAAAAAUUUAUAGAGAUUUACUGUUCCUUUCAAUAAACUUAUUCUUUCAUGUCAUCAAUUCAAAGUUGUAGUAAAAUCCUGAAUAUUUUUUAUCACUGAUUGUGUUGAGCUUGUGAGACAAAGUGACCCUACAUUCAAUUGUUGGUGUGGUCAAUAUAGAGUUGGUUCAGUCUGUGGUUACAGAUUUUUUUUAAAUCAAUGACUUUGUAGCUGUUUGAUGGAUUGUUAUUAAACAUGGACAGAAGUCUUUUUUAUACAGAAUAUGUGUAGAGAACAAAAUUAUGAGAGUCAACAUUUAGAAAGUCUGGAAUUCAAUUUCUGUGACAUCAAUUUCUUUGUUCGACGUUAUUACUUUUUGGAAGCCAAAAUUUUCUUUUACACUGACAGCAACAAAUACAGACAAGACACAGAAUUCUGUGGAACUGUUAACAAACUUGAUUUUAUUAAGACAAUAAGAUUUGGUAUGAUUGCCUAUGAGAUAACUCUCCAUCAGAAAUCAAAUGACAAAGAAGUCAACAAUUAUAGGUCAUCAUACAGCCUUCAACAAUCAGCAAAACCUAUACUUCUUAAUAAGAUUUAAAAGGCCCUAAAAUGAUGAAUGUAAAAUCAAAGGAGAAAACUAACGUCCUGAUAUAUGUACAAAACAAUGAAGGAAACAAACAAACAUGAUAUACAGCAUGAAAUAACAACCACUGAAUUAUAUGCUCCUGACUUUGGACAGGCACAUACAAAAAACUUGUUUGCUGGCCACAAACACCUACUCUUACCUAAGACAGUGGUGUAACAGAAUAUAAGACUAAACUAUAGCAAGUUGAAGAAUUUUGAGAGUAUCGCAUUACAAUACAAAGGCCCUAAUGGUUAAACAUUAAUUGUACUGAAACAAAAUGCUAACUUAUUCUAUAGCUUG